UUUCAUUGGCUCUAUAUUCCUCCUCUUGCGUCAUUGCGCAUCAAACCCAAGUCAAAGGUUCUCUAAUUGAUUGUGCUCAAUGUUUCAACUCCUGGGUAACGCUUAGAAUUGAGUUUUGCCUUCUGGGUAUUUAGUUGUGUACUGUUUUGAGAAAUUCGAUGGCUGUGAACAUGUCAAAAAACACAUCACAGGUGAUGGCUGAUGAUUUGCAUUUGAGGCUGGUCUGUUUUGAAAAUAGAGUGGCAUUUGUACGGUUGUUGUUUCCUGCUGAAGCCAAGCUUGCUAUGGAAGUGGCAGAUCAUCCAACAACAGGGUACACUGGCCUACCAUCAAAAGGCUCUAGUGGUAACUUACGAGAGGUUGAUUUGAGGGAAACACCCUCUGUACAAUCCAAAACGCUUCAAGAAAAAGUGCAAGCCCUUAUUAAAACAGUGGAAAUGGGAAGGCGCUUCUUCCCCCAUUGCUCAGAAGUACUCGAUAAGUUUCUGGAAGAUCAGAUGAAUGUGGCUGAUGACUUCCUUGAUAAAGGAACUCAUGAAGAGCAGAAAAACAAGAAGAUGAGUUUCUUGGAACUUAAGGAUGAUGUACAGAAGGCAUUUUGGAAGGAUGUGGCUAAAAAACAUGGAUCAGUUUCGACGGCCUCAUCAUCAUCCUCAUCGUCUCCGUAG
Fragaria vesca subsp. vesca is the source of this 668-nucleotide messenger RNA. RefSeq names its product regulatory protein NPR3-like. Gene Ontology annotation, cellular component: nucleus. The record is from RefSeq and is a predicted model, not a curated record. Gene Ontology annotation, biological process: regulation of jasmonic acid mediated signaling pathway; regulation of salicylic acid mediated signaling pathway; defense response to fungus. Gene Ontology annotation, molecular function: protein binding. Bases 159 to 668 code for a protein of 169 amino acids. NCBI's taxonomy places the organism in Eukaryota, Viridiplantae, Streptophyta, Magnoliopsida, Rosales, Rosaceae. The transcript is spliced from 4 exons.